CGCCGCGGUUCAAGAGUUCACUUCCGGGUCAAGGUACUCACCUGUGACAGAAACGGCAAAUAGUCAGGUGCAGUAUGUCUAAACUGUGGAGUAUUGCAUGGCCGCAAGUUGUUCUUUUUGGAGACUCAAUCACACAGUUUUCCUUUCAAGCAAACGGAUGGGGCUCCGAAAUAACAAAUAAAUUAGCCAGGAAAUGCGAUGUGGUGAACCGAGGAUUCUCGGGAUACAACUCAAGAUGGGCCAAGAUCAUCCUUCCGCGCAUCAUUAACAGCAACAAUGUCGCCGCCGUCACCGUCUUCUUCGGAACCAACGACUGCUCUUUGCAAGACAAAAAUCCACAGCAGCACGUGCCAAUGCAGGAGUAUGCAGAGAACCUGAAGGACAUUGUGAAACACCUGUCUUCAGUGGGGAUUUCUGCGGACAAGGUUAUACUUAUCACCCCUCCACCUCUUCACGAGCCCACCUGGGAGAAGGAGUGCCUCUUCAAAGGCUUUCCCCUUAACCGGCAUAACUCUGUGGUUGGGCAGUACGCCCAAGCCUGCGCCCAGGCUGGUUGGCAAAGUGGGGCUGAGGUGCUGGACCUCUGGACGCUCAUGCAGAAGGACGGACAGGACUACUCCUCCUACCUUUCUGAUGGGCUGCACCUCUCCACCAAAGGGAACGGGUUUGUAGCCGAGCACCUCUGGCCUCUCCUGGAAAAGCGGACUGCAUAUCUACCUAUGAUUCUUCCUUACUGGCGGGAUGUGGACACCGACAGCCCAGAAACCAGCCUCCUGAGUCAUGCCAGCCAAUGAAGAACAAUAAUUGACUGGGGGGGGGGGGGGGGCAUGCGGCGUGCACUGAAACCUAUGGGCUCACGAACACAGCAUACCGUGCUAAGCUUUUUUUUUUUUACUUUUUACAUAAAGCGUAAUCAAGGCUUGCAAUAAUGCUUGUGGUCUGUAGCUUCAGAAUAUUUAUCAUCUGAAUACCUUUUAUUUUACGUACAUUUCUCAUAUGCAGUGUGCUAUACAGUAAAGUUAAAAUGACACAGAAGUGAAAUAGCCAUAAAAUUAAGCAGGCAGUAAAACAAAGGCUAGAAGCAAUGGGAGGAAAGGGGGAGUAUAUAUUAAAAAAAAAUAGUACAAAAAGGGAACACUAAGAAAGCCAUUCUAAAGUGAAAAACUGAAAAUAGACAAUGGCUGAAUAUAAACAUUUUAUCUAGAGGCGUACAGGUAAGAAGUCACAAGAAACAGUCUGAAGUGGUUUGACAGAGAUGCCUUUGCUGGACACGGGCAAACACCACUCAGUCAUAGCCUCUUUGGCAGCAGCGAGUGGUGGAAUCAGGGGGGCAUCCUGCUCAAGCCGCUGCCCCGCAGGCUGCUUCCACCCAAGGUUUCCCCGCGUCUAGUGCUAAACAUUCUGAUAAAGUCGACCGAAUGGUCAUUAAGGCCAUGAUUAACAGUCACGGGUAACACUGAGUGACAGGUGGCAUUUACUGCAGGCUGCCAGCUAGACACCGCUACCAUUUACAGUAGUGAAGGUGACACAGGAAGACAGUGAUAUCACACAAAGGCAGUCUGGCUAAAUAAAUAAGUUAUUUCACAUUAACACAAAAGUAGC
Molecule: messenger RNA, 1602 nt
Organism: Brienomyrus brachyistius
Lineage: Eukaryota; Metazoa; Chordata; Actinopteri; Osteoglossiformes; Mormyridae
Gene: iah1
Product: isoamyl acetate hydrolyzing esterase 1 (putative)
Exons: 6
Coding region: 75-794 (239 amino acids)
Molecular function (GO): hydrolase activity, acting on ester bonds
Source: RefSeq, a predicted model, not a curated record